This is a messenger RNA of Anopheles marshallii, 450 nucleotides long. RefSeq lists its product as uncharacterized. The record is from RefSeq and is a predicted model, not a curated record. The coding region runs from base 1 to 450 and encodes 149 amino acids. Lineage: Eukaryota; Metazoa; Arthropoda; Insecta; Diptera; Culicidae. Gene Ontology annotation, biological process: regulation of synaptic transmission, cholinergic; sleep; positive regulation of voltage-gated potassium channel activity. The transcript is spliced from 3 exons.
AUGCAAACUGAAAUGAAAACUCUGCUUUUUAUCCUUAGCAUCGGAUCGGCACUUGCUAUCCGUUGCUACCAGUGCUCCUCGCAAACGGAUCCGAAAGGAAUCGAUAACUGUGGUGCGUACAAAGCCUUCAACAAGACGCAAAACAUUGCCAUCGAGUGCAACAGUGACGAGUCGCACAUGCCCGGAUCCUUCUGCAUGAAGGUGGUACACCAGAGUCCGCGGGGAUUCAUAUGGGAUGGGCGAUGGCGACAGGUGAUUAGACAGUGCGCGUCCGUGUCGGAAACAGGUGUUACCGGUGUAUGUAACUGGGGUGUAUAUGAGAAUGGUGUGUACUGGGAAGAAUGCUACUGUGUGGAGGAUGAGUGCAAUAGCGCCCCGCAGAUUAAAACAACAUCGAUAGUCCUUUUGUGCCUUGUUUCGAUGCUGUUUGUUGCGAAAAUUCUUUCGUGA